Molecule: messenger RNA, 1645 nt
Organism: Pomacea canaliculata
Lineage: Eukaryota; Metazoa; Mollusca; Gastropoda; Architaenioglossa; Ampullariidae
Product: lactoylglutathione lyase-like
Exons: 6
Coding region: 277-819 (180 amino acids)
Molecular function (GO): metal ion binding; lactoylglutathione lyase activity
Source: RefSeq, a predicted model, not a curated record
AGCUUCACAUUUCGUCUGCAGAGGUAGAUAAGGAUCGAGAAACAGUCCGAUUACUCGCUACUCCAUUAUAAACUACUCACAGACUUGUAUGAUUAUCUGUGAUGCAUUCGGAACUUGCAAUUUAAAUUAUUAUUUUUAUAUCAUACACUGAUAACUAUUUUUUCUCGAUUUAAAAAUGAGGGGUUUGUAGUGCAGACGAGAAACCUUUGGUCUCGUGCACCAUGGCAUAUUGUGACGUCAUAGAUUCACAGGUACCCGUCAGCGUACGCUGCGAAGAUGGCACAGCCGCUGAGUAACGAAGAUGCUGCUUCGGCAUGUUCUCCUCCAGCACCAGAGACGAAAGGAUUCUUCAUGCAGCAGACGAUGCUAAGGAUAAAAGACCCUGUGAGAUCUUUAGAUUUCUACACAAGAGUAAUGGGAAUGACGCUACUGAAGAAGUUUGAUUUCCCUGGCAUGGACUUUUCGCUCUACUUUGUGGCUUAUGUUGAUCCAGCUUUAGUCCCAAAGGAUGACAAAGAAGCUACAAAGUUCUGCUUCUCAACACCUGCAACUUUGGAACUUACACAUAACUGGGGAACUGAGAAGCAGGAGGGAGAACCUUAUCAUAAUGGUAAUACAGACCCAAGAGGUUAUGGUCAUAUUGGUAUUGUAGUCCCAGAUGUUUACAAAGCCUGUGAGCGAUUUGAAUUCCUUGGUGUUCCUUUCAUUAAGACUCCUGAUGGAGGUAAAAUGAAAGGCCUUGCCUUUAUUAAGGACCCAGAUGGAUAUUGGAUUGAAAUUCUCAAUCCUUUGAACAUGGUGAAGACGACGAGUGUUUAGGUGCUGUUUUUCCUCAGCUGAAACGGUAUUUUCAAAGUACAAUGACCAUUUGCAGUAAAUAUGACUUGCUUGGUUUUAAUCUUGGAGAACAGCGAUAGUUAUUCGUAAGCAAUCACAUCGAAGGUGGUGAGAGCACCAGCAUCCAAAGCCAUAGCCACAGACACACACACACUAGGCUGCUUGAUACCUGUGGCACAUUGUACUUCUUUCAAUUUAACCUGCUGUGAAAUAGGUACCUAAAUUUAUGAAGGGUCAGAAAAGAAUGACAGCAAGAGGGGGGAGAAAGUCCCCUCCCUCACAGAAAAGUGUAGGCUCUAACAGGACAUUUUAGAAGACAAUCAUAAAAAAUAUAUGAAGUCUCUGAAUUUAGGUGCAGCUGCAUUCUACUGUUUAUGAUAUUUUUGUAUUUAUCAAGAUGCUUAUAUACAGAUUAUUUUCUUUGAUUCAUAGGAUUUUUAUGUAUAAUUCACAAUUUUUGUCAUUCAGGACAUGCAUAUAUUUUAAGUUGAUCUUUAUCUACAAUGAACAGCUUCUAUCACUUAAUGUCCAUAACAUGAUGAUGUAUAAAUAAAAAAACUUAUGAAAUUUUUUUUUUUGGUGGGGUUAGAAUGAAUUUAAAAUGUGAAAUAAUAAAACAUUUACAUUUCUGACCAUGUUUUACUUUGCAUAUUAUUGCUGUGACUGAUAAGCCUGCAUGUCCCCAUUUAUUCCCCGUGAUACAUGCUACUUAACCCAUUUAUACUGGAGGUUGACAUUUUUGAAUUUGUGCAUGAAAUUUAUGUGACCUACAGAUAUUAAAGAAACAAGAAUUUGAAGAGGAAAAAAA